CCUGCAGCCACCGCGUUCGGCCACUGGAGCCAACGUCAAGCUUCAUUCUGUGUAGCAGUUGUUGACCAGCAGCUCGGAAGGUAUCAAGUUGUGCAGGACGCAUUCAGUCAUUAGCAGGCUCGUGCGACGUUUCAUCGGGAGGAACCUCGUCCUUGCGAUUGGGAACAAGUUGCAAUUCCAGGAAGCAAUUGCAGCUACCGACCCUCGUUUCCCACUAUGGAUUUUCUUUCACUCAAUCUCGAUGUCGUGUACUCCGUCCUUGGGUACAUCCAACCAAUCGACGCGCUUCAGCUCGCAAUGACAUGCCGUGCCGCGCACGAUAUCGCCAUACCUCGCUUUCUAUCCCACGUCGUCCUUGGUCAUGAAUGGUGCAGGGUAAGGCCCGCACAAAUCGCUCAGUUCUGCUCGUAUGUCCUGGCAGAUGGCAAAGUACGCAUCCCAUGUAUCAAGGCUCUCACACUUCACAACACGGCCUUCAUGACUGGCUCCGGCCAGGCCUGCCUUCGGGUCGAGUACGACUAUUCCGCCGCCGUUCUUCUGGCGCAAGUUUUACAGCGAGCCUCGCGGCUUGCACGAAUCGAUGUAUAUCGAGCGGAGCACCUCUUGCAAUCUGCGCCAGAACUAGCCAAUGCACUUCUUGUGCUACCUUCUCUUGAAGAUCUACGAUUACGUGGCGUAGGACCGCAUGCAUUACGUGUGCUCUCAAUGAUGCAGAGCGGCCCUCAAAACCUCGAGCUCGAAUUUGCGAGGUCUGUUAAUGACAAAACGUCCACUAACCACAGGCAAGCUGAGUUCCUGCACAGCUUCACGUCCUCGGUUCUCAGCCUGAGCCUUACACGGCCGUUUCACUUCAUGGAGGAGUUGAAAUCAGAUGUAGUCUGGCCGAAAGUACGGAGGCUUGAAGUGCGAGGUGACAUUUACAGGCUCAGUACGUUGGUCCAAACGUUCCCCAACGUUCGCACCCUGUAUAUUGGAGGCGCGCUCCUCGAAGACAGCGCCACAACGCCAGCUAAAUGGCCCGCCCUUGACUUUGUCUCCAUCUCAAGCCCAGCCCCUCUUUGUUGCGCUGUCCGCCGCUUAGAGCUGCGAUAUGACCUGGAGAUACUGGCGCUUCCUCUCUUCGACAUAUGGAGCUCCGGAACGAUGGCCUUGCUCCGUCAAACAUCGCCUGCCGUGUUGACAUGCUAUACCAACAUGAGGAUGUUGAAGUGGAUCGCAAACAACGUAUCUUCAUUACGCUUCAUGCAGAUUUUUGCACAUGAACCGAUAUAUCCGUCGGGAGCCAACGCGGAAGAUAUCGAGUCCUGGAUUGGGACAAUUGUUUCAUUGCUGGCGGCGCUUCCUUUGGUCGGCAUCACGGUUGCUCGCAGCACCACUGAUGCCGGUAGAGAACACGCCGUGCAGAAACUGGCAGCUAUUGUUGCUGCUGAGAUCAAAACGCUCCAAUACGUCGGUUUGAAUCUCACCACAAGCUACCAUUCCUGGGCAAACUAUCACUUUGUCUGGUUCAAAGUGGUCUCGCGUUCUGGGGAUACACCGCAUCUGAAGCGGCUAACGGACUGGCACGGCGAUACUGUUGAGCGACAACUGCUGGCUACUCCUCGCGAAAUCAUUUGAGGAAGUGCCUUGUGAGCUGCAAUCACGGCUUAUCAUACUCUACGACGUCCAUCAGGCGACUUUGAUUGCAACUCUGUGCUGUCUGUUGUGCUUGUCAUGCUUCGUCCACACUCGUUCCCUUACUCGGACUUUCGUCUCAUGCUCUCUUCCGCUAUCGCUGUUGCUCUUGCUCUCGGACUCGCUUCUCACCAUGUAUCCUUGUCAACGCCUGUAGUAUAGCUCAAGUUUUGUUGUAACGUACGAUCUCACGGACAUUCGCUAUUGUAUGUGCGAUAGUUAUAUAUUCUAAAAUGCUCUUCUGGCACCGUCAUAGUUCGCCAUCAAGAAGUGCCCCAUC
Laetiporus sulphureus 93-53 is the source of this 1954-nucleotide messenger RNA. RefSeq lists its product as uncharacterized. Lineage: Eukaryota; Fungi; Basidiomycota; Agaricomycetes; Polyporales; Laetiporaceae. The record is from RefSeq and is a predicted model, not a curated record. Bases 217 to 1617 code for a protein of 466 amino acids. The transcript has 3 exons.